GUUGUAAAUUGUGUCAGGUCUUUUUAUGUAUUAUCUACUAAAGCCCCUAACAGAAAAGUUCCCUUAGAGAGUAGAGCUGGGCCCGAGUCUGCCUCGAUUCUUCCUCUUCGCCAACCGUGGCCAUAUUGUAAAUAUGGGUCGUGUGAUCCGAGGCCAACGAAAGGGUGCUGGCAGUAUUUUUACGUCUCAUACAAAACACAGAAAGGGGGCUGCCAACCUCAGGGUUCAUGACUAUGCCGAGAGACAUGGAUACAUCAAGGGUGUAGUGAAGGAGAUUAUCCACGACCCUGGUCGAGGUGCUCCUCUAGCUGUAGUAGUUUUCCGUGACCCUUAUCGUUACAAGCUCCGCAAGGAAUUGUUUGUUGCCACUGAGGGCAUGUACACUGGUCAGUUCAUCUACUGUGGCAAAAAAGCUGCUCUUCAGAUUGGUAACUGCCUCCCUGUCGGCAUUAUGCCCGAGGGUACCAUCAUCAGCAGUGUGGAGGAAAAGACUGGCGACCGUGGCAGACUUGCAAGGACCUCUGGGAACUAUGCCACUGUGAUCUCUCACAAUGUUGAGAAGAAGCGUACCCGUGUUAAGCUUCCGUCUGGCAUCAAGAAGGUCAUCCCCUCCUCAAACAGGGCCUUGGUCGGUAUUGUUGCUGGUGGUGGCCGUAUUGACAAGCCCAUGCUCAAAGCUGGCCGUGCCUACCACAAGUACAAGGCCAAGAGGAACUGCUGGCCACGUGUCCGUGGUGUGGCUAUGAACCCUGUUGAACAUCCUCACGGUGGUGGUAACCAUCAACAUAUUGGUCACCCCUCAACUGUCAGACGUGACACUCCUGCCGGUCGCAAGGUCGGUCUUAUCGCUGCUAGACGUACUGGUCUGUUGCGUGGUGGACAGAAGAUCCUCAAGGGAGACAAAGAAAGCGAGUAGACUCCAAUUCUGUGCAAUAAAAUAAUAACAACCUUGGA
Molecule: messenger RNA, 954 nt
Organism: Nematostella vectensis (starlet sea anemone)
Lineage: Eukaryota; Metazoa; Cnidaria; Anthozoa; Actiniaria; Edwardsiidae
Product: 60S ribosomal protein L8
Exons: 4
Coding region: 134-916 (260 amino acids)
Biological process (GO): cytoplasmic translation
Cellular component (GO): cytosolic large ribosomal subunit; ribosome
Molecular function (GO): structural constituent of ribosome; RNA binding
Source: RefSeq, a predicted model, not a curated record